GCCAUCGCUCCGCCGUGUUUCCGGCCCAGGUGCAGCGCUGAAACAGUCCGGGUCCCGUCAGCCCGGAACCGUUGACCGACGGCUCUUACCGGAGGACAGUUUAGUGCGGAGGUGGCAGCGGUCCGGCGGGAUGGAUGAGGAGGAGCUUGUGGACUAUUUCAAAACCCAAAUGAGGGAGAAUGAAGAUGUGGCUUCUGCAGUUGCAGCCAUUCGUACCUUGCUGGAGUUUUUGAAGAGAGAUAAAGGUGAGACCAUUCAGGGGUUAAGGGAGAAUCUGAAGGGAGCCAUUAAAAUCCUAUGCAGUGUAGACUCGUCAGUGGCAGUGUCUUCAGGUGGUGAACUCUUCCUCCGUUUUAUCAGUCUUACCUCCCUGGAACACCCGGAUUAUUCAAUAUGCAAAAAGACGAUGAUAGACAGAGGGGAGCUUUACUUGGAAAGAAUUUCCGUUUCAAGGAACAAGAUCGCAAACCUGUGUUCCGCGUUUAUAAACGACGGUGCAAAAAUUUUGACCCACUCUUCUUCACGGGUGGUCCUGCGUGUACUGGAGAACGCUGCCAAGGCCAAAAAACGCUUCAGUGUUUACGUUACAGCAUCACAACCUGAUUCCUCAGGACUUAAAAGUGCAGAAAGACUAAAAAAGCUGAAUAUUCCAGUGACGGUGAUCUUAGAUGCUUCAGUCGGGUACAUUAUGGAGCAAGUGGACCUGCUGCUGGUCGGGGCUGAAGGGGUCGUGGAAAGUGGAGGAAUCAUUAACAAGAUUGGAACGUACCAAAUGGCAGUGUGCGCAAAAGCACACAACAAACCCUUCUACGUGGUGGCAGAGAGUUUCAAAUUUGUCCGGCUUUAUCCCCUCAAUCAGCAAGAUGUUCCUGACCGUUUCAAGUACAGAGCAGAGAUACUAAAAUCGGCAAAGAACCUUGCAGAGGAGCAUCCGACAGUGGACUACACCCCACCAUCGUUCAUUACCCUUUUGUUCACUGAUCUGGGUGUCCUCACCCCAUCUGCUGUUAGUGACGAAUUAAUUAAACUAUAUUUGUAAUAAUGUGUCUGCUCCUUUUGAAAACAGGCAGUAAUAAAAUUAUCUUGCAGCACAAAGUAGACAUUUAAAAUAGCUGGACGAGUUGAAUAUUUAAUGAAGUGAGCUAGUCUGGUAGGUGAG
This is a messenger RNA of Pristis pectinata (smalltooth sawfish), 1159 nucleotides long. RefSeq names its product eukaryotic translation initiation factor 2B, subunit 1 alpha (gene eif2b1). Gene Ontology annotation, biological process: translational initiation. Bases 131 to 1039 code for a protein of 302 amino acids. The transcript is spliced from 9 exons. Gene Ontology annotation, cellular component: eukaryotic translation initiation factor 2B complex. Lineage: Eukaryota; Metazoa; Chordata; Chondrichthyes; Rhinopristiformes; Pristidae. The record is from RefSeq and is a predicted model, not a curated record. Gene Ontology annotation, molecular function: guanyl-nucleotide exchange factor activity; translation initiation factor activity.